GAGAGGUUUGGAGGCAUCAGGCGGCCCUUUACCAUGUGUGAGGAAACAAAAGCCACUGUGCAGAAAUGCGUGCAGACCCCUAGGCACAGCAAGGAGACUCUGAACAGACUCAACCAGGCGAUUCAGCAGUUGAAGAUGGAGGCAGGUGGUGCUCGGAGUCAGCCAUGUGAGCUACAGAAAACCAAAGACUUGGAGGCCAUGAAGGAUGUGGCCUCAGGCAGUGCUAAGGGUAAACUGGCUUGGCUGGAGGCUGCCCUGCAGCGGGCCAGGCAGGACAUGGCCCGGCAGCUACGUGAGUACCAGGAGCUUAUGAUCGUCAAAUUGGGCCUGGACUUUGAGAUCGCCACCUACCGCAGGCUGCUGGAGGGUGAGGAGCAGAGGCUUGGUCUGAGACUUGAGGCAGGGAGCGUGGGUCCCAGCAGUGAUGUCAGUCCCGGCCUGACCUCUGUCUUAAGGGCACCCGGCGUCGGUUCCUGUGGCCUGGACAUGAGCGCCCCUGGUGGUGGCUGCUCUCUCUGCAGCUCCGCGGGCUGUGUUGGAGGCUUUGGCUGCCUUGGCUCCCGUGAAUGUUGAACCCCUCCCUCCGGAGAAGACUAGAAACUGGCGCUUCUGCCUCUUGUCUCAGAUUUCCUUGCCCACAGAGCUGGCCCUCUUCUCCCUUCCCCCUUUUGCACCUCACCUGGAACUAGACGGGACUCCGGUGUCGUCCUGUAGACAGGGCCUGUGGCUACCUGAACCUUGCAUCCUGCUCCUCUGACUGGUUCUAUUCUUGCCCCUCCCCCCCCAGGCUUGCCCUUUAAUAAAACAUUCUGUGGUGGUUAA
Rattus norvegicus (Norway rat) is the source of this 822-nucleotide messenger RNA. It is a transcript of the gene Krt88, whose product is annotated as keratin 88. The transcript has 5 exons. The record is from RefSeq and is marked predicted. Gene Ontology annotation, molecular function: structural molecule activity. NCBI's taxonomy places the organism in Eukaryota, Metazoa, Chordata, Mammalia, Rodentia, Muridae. The coding region runs from base 34 to 573 and encodes 179 amino acids.